AAUAAUCCCACGGCGCUGCGGCACCUCUCCCCGGCUGCCCCUCGGCAGUGCUGCCCCACACAGCAGGGCGGAGCCGCCGGGCAGCAACCAUGGCCCUCACGCCCGCGGAGAUCGCCGCCAUGGAGCGCAUGGAGACGAGCCGCUGCCCCCGCUCGUCCAUCAAGUCCCACGACCCGGCCAUCGAGGCCCGGCGCCAGGAAACUUUACGAAGGGUCCGCGACCACUACAGGGUCCCGGGCCAGAAGAAGCGGCGCCCGCGCCCGAAGAAGGAGCGCGCGCCGCCGCCCCUCGACGUCGACUACGGCUUUUUGGUGAACGGCGAGCAGGCGGCGAACCUCGGCCGCGAGCUGCGGUGCGGGCGCUGCUUCCAGGUGAUCGCGGCGGCCGAGCUGCUCUGCCCCGUCUGCUCCGGCGUCGUCGCCGACCCGGCGCCGACGGCCUACCCGUCGCUCGACGCCUGCGGCCUCACGGAGCUCCAGAUCCGCAAGAAGCGGGCCGACGACAGGAACCGGAACACUUUCGACGGGAACCGCGCCGUCGGCGCCGCGGAGGCGCUGCGGCAGUUCCGCGACACGAAGAAGACCGCGGAGGUCGGCAAAGUGGCGAUGCGCGACCGGCGGGCCCUCGCGGCGCGGCGGGACCUCGCCGUGCGCGUGCUGUUCACCGACGGCUCGGUCGUUGCUGGCCUGGCGGACGCCGUCGAGGACUCGAAGGUGCGGGCGCCGCGCUCCGCGGGGAGCGACAGCGUGGUGACGGACGACAGCCGCGCGGUCCGGGCCGCGAUGGGCCGCCUCUACGACCCCGAGCUGCAAGCCAGUGGGAAGGACUUUUACGACGUCCUGGAGAAGGUCGGCGUCCGGCCGCUCUACGGGCGUUACCUGCGGGAGGGGCCGCGCCGCGGCGACGGCGCCUACGCGGCCUCGAACACGAUCCGGGCGCUCGAGUUCUUCCGGAACACGCUGCCGCGGCACCAGCGCGAGCUGAAGCUGAGGCGCCAGUUCUCGGCGCGGUCCAGCGACGCCGUGGAAGCCGUCGACUUCUGUGUGGAAAUCAAAUUUCGGACGCCCCACGCCAUCGACGCGACAGAGGUCUCUCGCAAUAACUCCCAGGAUAACCUGACUCACUGGUUGAUUUCCACACAGGUCGACCUGCAGCCGCUGUCGCGCGAGGCCGCGCCGAAGAUGCUGCGCAUGCUCGAGCUCGGCAUGCGUAAGGCCGGCGCCGGCGCCGCGGGGCUCGCGGACUCGCCCCUCGCGCGCGGCCCCGACGACCGGGAGACGCGCUUCGGGACGCGGAGCGAGUGGGCGGAUUUUGCCGAGUUCGCAAAAGAACGCAAGGGCAAGGACCACGCGUACGAGCGCGCCAAGGCCGAGAAGGCCAUGGCCGAGGGCGGCGACGGCUGGCGCCCGGGCGCCCACGACGAGGCCUUGGAUUCGCUGCUGGACCGCUUCGACGAUGAUGACGACCCGAUCGUGAUGCGGGAGCUGGCGCCGACGCCCGAGGUGACCUUCGACGUCGCGGACAUGCCCGAGGCGCCGCCAGACGGCCGCCCACUUCUCUUUGGGCCGCCGCCGGGCGGGCGGCCGCUCGUGGGGGGGCGGCCGGGCACGUCCGCCGCGCCACCGCGGGCCGAGACCGCCGACGCGCGCGUGGCGCAGUACUCCCCGACGCCCUCGCCCUUAAGACCGGGGACGACGGCGUCGCAGCGGCGAGCGCAAACGAGCUCUCCGACCUGGUACGGCGACGCGCGAGAAGGCGAGGCCAAGCGUAUGAUACGCAUCAAGGCGAAGACGCGUGGCGGCUCGCGGCGCCGCGCAGCCCGCGUUUCGAAGGUACGCGCACAUAUGCGCACCAACACCUUUUCGAAUCGCGUCUCACGCCAGUCGAAAAAGGGGGCGGGCGGUCAGUUCUUUAAGUGAGUGUUGUUGAAUCCA
Pelagomonas calceolata is the source of this 1934-nucleotide messenger RNA. Lineage: Eukaryota; Pelagophyceae; Pelagomonadales; Pelagomonadaceae. The record is from the annotation of a GenBank genome assembly.